GUAGCCAUUCAGAAAGGGACAGGCUGAGCGGAAGGACAGGAAUGUCUAAAUGCGUUCGUGCGUGCAGCCGGCAACAGUUGAUCUUGCAAAGGUACAUAAAGGGCGCCGAAGUGAUCCUUGUCCUCAGUUGAAGUUUGCUCUCCAAGUGCUCCGUCGGGAUACGAACCUAUAGUGUUUUAAGACAACCAGAGUAGCAGCUCGCGAGCCCAAGGAUGAGAGCAGCAGCGUUAGUGUUGUGUGUGGUGGCCGUCGCAGCGCCUCUGGCCGACGCCACGUUCGGUCUCCUGAAGGCCGGUACAGCUGCGGCGGGCCUUCCUCUCGCCCUUCCUGCUGCCACUCUGGGAGGAGGCUUGGCUGCUGUUAAGGUCCUGAAGCUGAUCGGCCUGAAGAAGCUGAAGAAGAAGUUCGGAGGCCUGGGAGGAGGAUACGGCGGCGACGGCCUGGAUUUCGGAGACUCCUACGGGAAGCUGCCUCUGCCCAGCUUCGCCCCGACGCCCUUCCACGGGGGGCCGCCGCCCUUCUACAUCGUGCCCGGAUCUUACUUCGACGGCGGAAGGAAGAAACGCGACGCGCAGCAGGCUUCAAGCUUCGACGUCACGGAGGUAAAGCCGGCGACUCUGACUGUCCAGGAGGAGGACUACUUCUCCGUCGUCUUCGAGAUGGACCGCGACGGCUGCGUCCAGAAGCUCGUGUGCGGACUCUCAGGCAACGCCCCCGAACAGCUCUCCGAAGACGGGAAGGUUAUCAUGUCGCUUUUCAGAAGCGACUCCGCCCCGGCCUACACGACCCUGAGGAACCCCAAAGGCCCUUACGACUACGCAGCAUGGAUCGGCGGGAACUCUGAGAGCCCGGAGUUCACAUGCUCCCAGCUGUACGACCAGUGCAACACGUCGUCUCAGCAGCUCAUGGAACGCUUCGAAGCUAGUGAGUCUCUUGAGACCGCUGAAGCUCUUGAAGCCAGUAAUUAGGAGAGCCUCGUUGAAGCUCCUAAAGCUCCUGAAAUAUCUGAAGCCAGUGGAGUUGUAGAGGAAAUGAGGGAUACGUAGGAAUGAAGAUUUUAUUUGAUUUAUGUAUUAUAUGUUGAUGAUGAAUCUUGCUGUCGGAAUUUAGCUGUGUGGCCGUCGAAAUUUAGCUCUUUAGCUCUCUUGGCCAGCAUGGACAGCCCAGUAUUCGGUGCACCAUUCAUCAUAUGCCCGUAAUUGUUUAAGUGUAUCUAUCUCUUAAAACUUUAUCAUUAUAUGUUAGGUGGAUAUAAAUUGAUUACGUCUUUCUUGAGACUUAAAGACAAUUUAUAUCAGACAGUUCGGAAAAGGUUCCUAUUAUCCUAAGGGCUAUUUCACUUUAUCCGGAUGCUGAAAAUGCCUGUAAUUGCUCAUCUGUCAAGUUGAAUAUAAUGUUUAGUUGAUCUUUUAUUUUAUGUUUGAUUAACAUUAGAUUAAUGUUGUUUUUUAUUCAAGUAAAAAAUGAGGACAUGUU
This is a messenger RNA of Penaeus monodon (black tiger shrimp), 1476 nucleotides long. RefSeq lists its product as uncharacterized. The transcript is spliced from 5 exons. NCBI's taxonomy places the organism in Eukaryota, Metazoa, Arthropoda, Malacostraca, Decapoda, Penaeidae. The coding region runs from base 213 to 968 and encodes 251 amino acids. The record is from RefSeq and is a predicted model, not a curated record.